Messenger RNA from Cicer arietinum (chickpea), 489 nucleotides. NCBI's taxonomy places the organism in Eukaryota, Viridiplantae, Streptophyta, Magnoliopsida, Fabales, Fabaceae. The record is from RefSeq and is a predicted model, not a curated record.
AUGCGAUCGCACUCUCAAAAAGAUUCAAAGGCUAUUCAACCGCCACCAAUAACAACAACAUCCCCUGAUUCCAAGAAACAGAGUAAUAAUACUGAUGAUCAACCAAUACUACCAACUAUUGAUCUAGAGAAAUAUUUUCCACCAAGAUCGCAUCAAACGAAGAAACGACGCAGUAAAAGUAUAAUUGAUUAUGAACUUAUUAAUGUUGCUCAAAUACUCUGCGAUAUGUCUCGCAGUGACCCUAAAAGGUUGAAACUUUCGACCAAUAUCAAUAAUCAAAAGAACAAGGAACAUGUGACAAUAGUCAAAAAUAAUAACAACGAAAAGAAAUUAGUGGUGAGAUUCAAGAUUCCUAAAGACAAGGAAGUUAAGAACAAUGAAGGUGAAACAAAAAAGGAAUCAAGUCAUCAAUUGGGGUCAAGAGGAGUUGUUAAAGAUUUUGAUUUGAAUGAGAUACCGGUUGAUGUUGCAGAUGAACAAGCAAACUAG